AUAAAUUCCAGGGGUAAUAAAUUGCACAGCUGCAAGAAAAUGAAUUUUUCAUACGAAAACGGCAACAGAAUUCUAAAAAUUUCGGAAUCAUAGUUGUUGAAACAAUGAGAGCCCUUGUGGUUUCCAUAUGGGUUUUCAUCAAUCUGGUGUUUUUUGGCAUGUGUGGGUAUAUGUACCUGCUAUGGUCACAAUACUGGAUGUUUAUGGAACGCCAGACGGGAACCACCACAUCAACAUAUGACCAACAAAUCUACUAUUACAAUCGUGGUUUUCUGCCCAACGAUACCAAUAAAACCCAUAACAUAACAGAGACCAAACUUAGAAGUAAACAUAGCCUUAAAGACAACAUCACAUUCACGUUAAUCAAAAAUAGCAAACCCAGAUUCCCCAAUCUCCAAGGCAAAGAUUUUGAGUUGGACACUAAAAAAUACAUUUGUCUGAAAAACGACACACCUAGUGACUGUUCAAAAAAAACUACAGAAUUCAAAGAAAAAAUUCUGAAGGAGUUACGGCGCGUUCUUGAGGACGAAAGCAACAUUCUUAAAAGUGCUGGAGAAAAUCCUUACAACGUCCAGUAUGAAGGCACUAAAGGAAAUUUUGGUGAUAAAGCAGCUAAAGAAAUUAUGUGCGAAUUAAAAAAACUUAGAGUGAAAACGUUGAAACGAGGCGAUGUAGUUGGAGGCCCUAAAAAUCUCGGCGAUUUUCUUCCAAAAAGAAGUCUGUUCGAGAACAAGAAAUUCAACAGUUGCGCUAUUGUUGCUAGUGCCGGUGCUCUUAAAGAUUCUAAUUUAGGCAAAACGAUUGAUUCUCAUGAUUUGGUGCUGCGUUUCAAUCACGCGCCGACGAAAGGUUUCGAAGAAGACGUAGGCAGAAAGACAACCGUGCGCUUAUUGAACUCCCAGGUGGUUACGAGGAAGGAGUUUAAUUUUCUUGAAUCAGAUAUUUAUAAAAAUGUAACGAUUGUGGCGUGGGAUCCGAGUAACUAUAAAGCGUCGCUUGAUGAGUGGCUUGAAAAACCCGAAUUUAAUUUAUUUCCUGCGUAUGUUGAAUACAAAAAGAAAAAUGACAAAGCUAGAUUUUUCUUAAUAAACCCACAAAGUUUGUGGGAGCUGUGGGAUUUUCUCCAAAAUAAUUCUCCAAAUCGGCUUAGACGAAACCCGCUCUCUUCCGGUUUUUUGGGUCUGGGCAUUCUGCUUCCCUUGUGCAACUUCAUCGACAUGUUCGAAUACGUUCCAUCAGCUCGGGCCACAAAACGUUGCCACUACUACGACCCUGAAGAUAAUCCUGCUUGCACUUUCGGAGUUUGGCAUCCACUUGCCGCUGAAAAACUCCUUACUUAUCAUAUUAACACGAUCGACGAUCAAAAGGUUUUCCAGAGCGGUUAUGUUCGAAUUCCAGGAUUUAAAAAUUUUAGAUGUUGAAUCGUUAGGAAGUUUUUAGUUUUUUUCGUUGGAACUUUUUAAACUGAACUUAGAUCUAUCGACGUCAAUUAAUUACGAACUGCAGAUGUGGUCUUUGAUGAUUCAUCGAGAUUUUUGUCGGUUAAUUUCCGCUUUUGCGUAUUACUGUGUGAGUUAUAAGCGGUUUUGCGGUUAAUUCGAGAACAUCAAACAGCUAGACGACGUUUCCGGAAUUUCUGAGUUUUCAGACAAAAGGUUUUUGAACGCAGUUUGAAUAUUUGACACUUCCAAAGAUUUAUUGUUGAACGUUCUCUUUUUUGGGUUUUCAUUUUUUUGAAGUAAAUAGUGUUAGUUAAACAAAAUGAAAAAUUAGUUGAUAAUAAUAUAAUAAAUUUACACAAUUUUAUCACUAAAAAGUGUCUAUUAUUGUUAAGUGCUUUACAGAUGCUUUUGCUUAGACUGUAAUUUUUACUGUUUGCGUUUUCUUUUAUUUGAAUUAUACAAGUUGCUCCAGUAAAUAAAUUCUUAUGAUUAUCUUCGUUCCGCAUAUAAUAUAAGGAUAGCUUUAAGCAUUGGUACUAAUGUAAAAUGAGUUUAUUUAUUUUACAUUAUGAAUUAUGUCUUAAGAAACGACUCGAUUACAAAAAUUGUGUUAAUUUUUGAAAAUAUAGUAGCAUCUAAAAUGCAUACAGUAUUUUUUCCUAUCAUAUCGUUGAAAGUUUUUUUUCAUUGCAUAUUACAAAAUUUUUAAUGUAAUUUAACUGCUUUAAGAAAACAUAAAAUCUGAGGUAUUUGAGAGAUUUUGAUAAAUUUCUUUCUCCCUCUGAAAAUUUCACAUACAUUAUUCAUCAUUUUUCAACAUAUUAUAUAAAAAUUGUGCUACUAUAUUAAUCAAAAAUCACAUCAACGUGUUUUUCUCAAAUUUAAUUCUUAGUUCUUACAAAAAUUUCACAGCAUAAGUACACACUCUACGUAGGUACUGUAAUAAUGAACAACUCAGUUACGUAAAUGCGACUACGAAAAAAUUAUUCUUAAAAAACAGUAAUUUCUUGGUUUAACACAUUCGAUUAAAUACUUAUAUUUGCACUUUCUCUCUAUUAGAUUUUAUAUUUGGCGGGUUUGUUUUUUUAACGUAUUCUGGCAUCAAAUCUAAAAAAAUUCAAUGAUUUACGGAAUAAGGAAUGUUUUAAAUUUUUAUUAUGUGGAAGUAUUAUGAAAAUAUUAGUUAAGAACGUCGACAUCGCAUCUUUAAAUAACACAAGAUCUUUAUAUUAAAGCAUUGCUUGUAUUCUUAUUUGCAACUUUUCUUACAAAGAACAUUGUUGGAUAUUGAAUUACAACCUUAUAGUCUUGAAUUAUUAAAGAUAUGAAUUCUUAUUUCACAAACAACCGACAACGGAUUUUGGAAGUAUUCAUAUCUGCUUAGAUUUUUAAUAAUUAUUAAGCCAUUAGUGGAUACUAUUUAUUUAGGAUAUUUUUUUUUGUAUUUAUUGUAAUAUAGGUAUAAAAAAUAAAUAUAGCUAUAGUUUGUUAUAUUGCUGAAGUUUCAGUAACAAUGUUAAACAUAUUUCCGUACACCAUAGAAGGAGUUUUUGUAUUUUAAAAUGCAUUGGUGGUUUGCUAGGUUUCUUCGGAAAUAAUUGUAGUGUAAAACGAAUCUUGUGAUAUACAUUUGAUGGUGAUAAUUUAAAAUUUAAACUAUUUAAUGUAGUUGUUAAUUAGGAUGGCGAAAUAUUAUUGUAAUGUAUUGUAAAAAUCAUGAAAUA
This is a messenger RNA of Zophobas morio, 3166 nucleotides long. RefSeq names its product beta-galactoside alpha-2,6-sialyltransferase 1 (gene SiaT). Gene Ontology annotation, cellular component: Golgi apparatus. The transcript is spliced from 4 exons. The coding region runs from base 105 to 1421 and encodes 438 amino acids. Gene Ontology annotation, molecular function: beta-galactoside alpha-2,6-sialyltransferase activity. NCBI's taxonomy places the organism in Eukaryota, Metazoa, Arthropoda, Insecta, Coleoptera, Tenebrionidae. Gene Ontology annotation, biological process: sialylation. The record is from RefSeq and is a predicted model, not a curated record.